This is a messenger RNA of Mastomys coucha (southern multimammate mouse), 7129 nucleotides long. RefSeq names its product neuropilin 2 (gene Nrp2). NCBI's taxonomy places the organism in Eukaryota, Metazoa, Chordata, Mammalia, Rodentia, Muridae. Gene Ontology annotation, biological process: axon guidance; angiogenesis; vascular endothelial growth factor signaling pathway. Gene Ontology annotation, cellular component: membrane. The transcript is spliced from 16 exons. Gene Ontology annotation, molecular function: vascular endothelial growth factor receptor activity; semaphorin receptor activity. The record is from RefSeq and is a predicted model, not a curated record. Bases 1030 to 3750 code for a protein of 906 amino acids.
UUGAUCCUGCGGCCCCGGGGUUGCGAGCCACCGCCGCCCCGCCCGAGCUGGGUGCCGCGGUCCUCGGCUCUGCGCCGCGCGUCUCCGCGGCUGCCUCUUUAAUCAGGAACACAGAAGGGGCGGGCCCUGAGCGGGCGCGUAAUCGGAUCGCUCUGCCGCGGCUCUGACAUCCACAUGCUGCUCGGCCUGAAAAGGCGAGGGGGGGAGCCGGAGGGGAGGCAGAGGAGGCGAGCGAGGCACCAGCCCGCAACCCGCCCCCGGCACAUCCUCAGAAGCACAGACACUCGGCCGGGCGCUGGGCGAGGUGGAGGUGAGGGCGGGCGCCAGCGAACUCGGAGAGCCGCUCGCACACUCGCGGGCGAUCCCAGCCGCCGCUCCCGCAGCAGCACCAGCAGCACCGGCCGCAGCAGCUUCCUGCCUCGCACUCCUCUCCAGAGACUGGCCAAGCGGGUGUAGCCGCCGGGGGAGGCUCCCGCUUAGGGGAACCCGGAGAGGACAGAGCCCGGCGCCUGACUGCCUACCACUCCGCCUGUCCAGCGGUCGGUGCCUCUGCCCGCGUGUGUGUCCCGGGUGCCGGGGGACCUGUGUCAGUUUGCGCUUCUGAGAUCACACAGCUGCCUAGGGGCCGUGUGAUGCCCAGGACAAUUCUUGGCUUUGAUUUUUAUUAUUACUACUAUUUUGCGCUUAGCUUUCGGGAAACCCUCGUGAUGUUGUAGGAUAAAGGAAAUGACACUUUGAGGAACUGGAGAGAACAUACACGCGUUUGGGUUUGAAGAGGAAACCGGUCUCUGCUGCCCUAGCUUGCUCCCUCUCUGCUGAUUUCAGGAGCUAUCUCCUAGUGAGGUGGAGAUAUUCCAGCAAGAAUAAAGGUGAAGACUGACGGACUGCCAGGACCCAGGAGGAAAACGCUGAUGGUUAGAGACCUUUGCAGAAAACACCACAAAGAAGAAAAUUAGAGAGGAAAAACACAAAGACAUAAUUAUACGAGAUCCCACAAACCUAGCCCCCGGCAAAGCCUCUCUGUCAAAAAUGGAUAUGUUUCCUCUUACCUGGGUUUUCUUAGCUCUGUACUUUUCAGGACACGAAGUGAGAAGCCAGCAAGAUCCACCCUGCGGAGGUCGGCUGAAUUCCAAAGACGCUGGUUACAUCACUUCCCCAGGUUACCCCCAGGACUAUCCCUCCCACCAGAACUGUGAGUGGGUUGUCUAUGCCCCCGAACCCAACCAGAAGAUUGUCCUCAACUUCAACCCUCACUUCGAAAUCGAGAAACACGACUGCAAGUAUGACUUCAUUGAGAUUCGGGAUGGGGACAGUGAGUCGGCUGACCUCCUGGGCAAGCAUUGUGGGAACAUUGCCCCGCCCACCAUCAUCUCCUCCGGCUCCGUGUUAUACAUCAAGUUCACCUCAGACUACGCCCGGCAGGGGGCAGGUUUCUCUCUACGCUAUGAGAUCUUCAAAACAGGCUCUGAAGAUUGUUCCAAGAACUUUACAAGCCCCAAUGGGACCAUUGAAUCUCCAGGGUUUCCAGAGAAGUAUCCACACAAUCUGGACUGUACCUUCACCAUCCUGGCCAAACCCAGGAUGGAAAUCAUCCUACAGUUCCUGACCUUUGACCUGGAGCAUGACCCUCUACAAGUGGGGGAAGGAGACUGUAAAUAUGACUGGCUGGACAUCUGGGAUGGCAUUCCACAUGUUGGGCCCCUGAUUGGCAAGUACUGUGGGACGAAAACACCCUCCAAACUCCGCUCGUCCACGGGGAUCCUCUCCUUGACCUUUCACACAGACAUGGCAGUAGCCAAGGAUGGCUUCUCGGCACGUUACUAUUUGGUCCACCAAGAGCCGCCUGAGAACUUUCAGUGCAAUGUCCCUCUGGGAAUGGAGUCUGGCCGGAUUGCUAAUGAACAGAUCAGUGCCUCAUCCACCUUCUCUGAUGGGAGGUGGACUCCUCAACAGAGUCGGCUCCAUGGUGAUGACAACGGCUGGACCCCCAACUUGGAUUCCAACAAGGAGUAUCUCCAGGUGGACCUGCGCUUCCUAACCAUGCUCACGGCCAUUGCAACACAGGGAGCCAUUUCCAGGGAAACCCAGAAAGGCUACUAUGUCAAAUCAUACAAGCUGGAGGUUAGCACAAACGGUGAAGACUGGAUGGUCUACCGGCAUGGCAAAAACCACAAGAUAUUCCAAGCUAACAAUGAUGCGACCGAGGUGGUGCUGAACAAGCUCCACAUGCCGCUGCUGACUCGGUUCAUCAGGAUCCGCCCACAGACGUGGCAUUUGGGCAUUGCCCUUCAACUGGAGCUCUUUGGCUGCCGGGUCACAGAUGCGCCCUGCUCCAACAUGCUGGGGAUGCUCUCAGGCCUCAUUGCUGAUACCCAGAUCUCUGCCUCCUCCACCCGAGAGUACCUCUGGAGCCCCAGUGCUGCCCGCCUUGUUAGCAGCCGCUCUGGCUGGUUUCCCCGGAACCCUCAAGCCCAGCCAGGUGAAGAAUGGCUGCAGGUGGACCUGGGGACACCCAAGACAGUGAAAGGCGUCAUCAUCCAGGGAGCCCGCGGAGGAGACAGCAUCACUGCUGUGGAAGCCAGGGCAUUUGUCCGCAAGUAUAAAGUCUCCUACAGCUUAAAUGGCAAGGACUGGGAAUAUAUCCAGGACCCCAGGACUCAGCAGCCAAAGCUGUUCGAAGGCAACAUGCACUAUGACACCCCUGAUAUCCGAAGGUUCGAUCCAGUUCCAGCGCAGUAUGUGCGGGUGUACCCAGAGAGGUGGUCACCAGCAGGCAUUGGGAUGAGGCUGGAGGUCCUGGGCUGUGACUGGACAGACUCAAAGCCCACAGUGGAGACACUGGGACCCACCGUAAAGAGUGAAGAGACUACCACCCCAUAUCCCAUGGAUGAGGAUGCCACUGAGUGUGGGGAAAACUGCAGCUUUGAGGAUGACAAAGAUUUGCAACUUCCUUCAGGAUUCAACUGCAACUUUGAUUUUCCUGAAGAGUCCUGUGGUUGGGUGUACGACAGUGCCAAGUGGCUCCGCAGCACCUGGAUCAGCAGCGCUAGCCCCAACGACAGAACGUUUCCAGAUGACAAGAACUUCUUGAAACUACAGAGCGACGGCCGACGAGAGGGCCAGUAUGGGAGACUCAUCAGCCCGCCAGUACACCUGCCCCGCAGCCCUGUGUGCAUGGAGUUCCAGUACCAAGCCAUGGGCGGCCACGGGGUGGCACUGCAGGUGGUACGGGAAGCGAGCCAGGAGAGCAAACUCCUUUGGGUCAUCCGUGAGGACCAGGGCAACGAGUGGAAGCAUGGGCGCAUUAUCCUCCCCAGCUAUGACAUGGAGUAUCAGAUCGUGUUCGAGGGAGUGAUAGGGAAGGGACGAUCGGGAGAGAUUUCCAUCGAUGACAUUCGGAUAAGCACUGAUGUCCCACUGGAGAACUGCAUGGAACCCAUCUCAGCUUUUGCAGGUGAGGAUUUUAAAGGGGGCACCCUCCCGCCAGGGACCGAGCCCACAGUGGACACGGUGCCCGUGCAGCCCAUCCCAGCCUACUGGUAUUACGUUAUGGCGGCCGGGGGUGCAGUGCUGGUGCUGGUCUCCGUCGUCCUGGCCCUGGUGCUCCACUACCACCGGUUCCGCUAUGCGGCCAAGAAGACCGAUCACUCCAUCACCUACAAAACCUCCCAGUACACCAACGGGGCUCCUCUGGCAGUCGAGCCCACCCUAACCAUUAAGCUAGAGCAAGAGCGGGGCUCGCACUGCUGAGGGCCGAAGCAGGAACAGCGCCCCCCAAAAACCAAGAAAGACUGCAAACACGUUGCCUCGAUUUUGCACUUUUUUCCUCCUCGCCUAGUCUCUGCGUGAACCCUCAGACAUCUCUCUCUCCAGGGUCACCAACCCUGAGCGCUCUUCUGUACCCUACAUCAUUCUCUGUGGUUCUUGGUUCCGGUUUCUCUUUGCUCUGAUAUUGUUUGUUUUUAUCAUUAUUUUUUUUUCCUUUUUAAUCUUCUCUUUUAUUCCUUUCUCCCCUCCCCAACCCCUUUUUUUUCUAAUGAUUUUAAACCCAACUCUAAUGCUGCAUCUGGAAUCCCAGAAGAGACCCGCCCCUAAGCACUUCACAACCCAAGGCUCUGUUGGUUUUGUUCCAGAGACAGGCCCUGUUGUUUUCUCCCCUUGCCUUAUCCCAUCCCUCCUCUCCUGGGCAGGCUGCCAGGUGUCUUGAGGGGAGCCUGGUCCUGUAUGUAUGUACACAGUACACUCCCAUGUGAAGAGGUGUGUGUGUGUGUGUGUGUGUAUGUGUGUGUGUGUGUGGUGGAUUUUUGAAGGAGAGACUGAUUCACUGUGGAGGGGGGGAGUGUGUGGGUGCGUGUAGAGAGGGGCCCCUUCCCUCUUGUGUUGCUUCUUCUGGGGUACUUUUCAAGAAAAUAAUAUACUGUACACAUUUUGUUUACUUGGAGAAGAGAUUGGAGCUUUUUUGUUGCCUUAUCUAGCAUUGGCUAGGUUUCUGUUGGCUAUCAUUGUCAUCUCCAGGUACCUAGAAAAUUAGAGACUGUUCGGAAUACAAUGUGGCUGCACCCACCUUAUUCCCAUCCCAAGCCACCCGACACAAGACUAUGGUUCCUCCAGUGCACUCAGACAUGACCCCUUUUGUUAUGUUUCCCGGUGUCUUUGAAGUCACAAGAUAACAGCCAUUGGGUGCAUGGAGUCAUCUCUACUUCCAGCCCUGAAGCAAAUGUGUCUCAUGUUGCCUUAUAAAAAGAAAAAAAAAAAAAAAGGAAAAAAAAAGAAGAUGAAUAAAAAGUUCAUAAUGAAUGUUUAGCUCUGAUGGUCCAGUUGUGGAAUAAGUCAUAAAGAAUAACACAUCUGGGAUGAUGUAAACUCAGUAGUCUGUUUUAAUUGUGAGCAGGAGGGGACCAAUAGAAGGGAGGAGAUGGAAAGACCCAAAUGUUGACUUUGCAGAGUCUCCUCAGCCCUGGGCAUCAUUGCAUUGAGCCUAAUGCAGGAUGGGGUUGAGGAAGAAGGUAUUCUUUGGUAUCAUUUUGGUCAUUGUAAUAGCGUUUGUAAAAUAUGAGGGAAGGGGGUUUAUUUGCUUUCCUUUCAUGGUGUUAACGUGUGCCUGAAUCUAUAGCUACUGAAGUGUGUGGCUGUCCACCUGACUUAGUUAAAUAUUAUGAGAAAAUAGAAGGGAAUCAUUUGUUGAAAUGAAUCCAAAUGCUACCAGUUAAAGCUCUCAUGGCAUCUGGCUACUACAUCCUCAAUGUCUGGUCUGACUAUACCCCCAAAGGCUGGUCUGACAUCAGCAGUUACAUUAGCAUGGGCAGAGAGAGGAUGCCGUUGUAAAGGUACAGCCAUUUCUCCUGGAAAGUCUCCACCAGGAGAGAUAUUACAGAGAAGUUGCCCGAUGAUCCUGUAGAAAGGCUGUAUUAAAUAGCAAAGUCAAUUUCGUUGCAACAAAGUGUCUCUUUGAAGAUUCCAAGUAUACUAGGGCUCAGUCUUGGAGCCAUUUGUUUUCUACUUUCCACCUUGGAAAGUGAACAAUUCUCUCAAGAUGGUUGCCUGGUCACAUGACUCUCCAGACACCUUCUAAGAACAAAAUACUAAUGAUUUGUUGUUGUUGUUGUUGUUGUUAUUGCUUGGGAGAGAGAGCCAUUCAGCAUUCUCUCAGAGUAGCCAGAUAGGUCCCUCCCGCACACUCUCAGCUUUUGCAUCUGGCUCCUUUCAUCCUCCUGAAAGGACACUGCUCUCCGGCUCUUACUCUGUUUCAAAGAGCUAUUCUGUCUCAACUACAGCAGCCCUGCCAAGAAAAGAAAAGAUGAAAGGCUAGUGUGUGGCUACCUUGAGGUGCCCUACCUCAGCGGAAGAUGGAGAAGGAAGCGUGAACUCAGGUGGGCAGCAGCCCUGAGUGCUGAAAGAACCAUGGUGUCACCAAGGGUUUUUGUUGUUGUUGUUGUUGUUGUUGUUGUUUUUAAACCGAGUUGUUUACUCACCACUAGCUGAGCUUUUAGGGCUAGUCAUUCCUUGCAAAUGAUUGACAUUUCUACAGGUGCCCUGUGGAAGCACUAGAAAACCACAGCUAGAAAAUCAGUCCAGCAUAGCCAAGGAGAGUAGCCGAGGCAUCUUCCUUCCCCUUUAAAAGAAAAUGGUGGCCAUGUUGUAAACUUGCUCUGUGCUCAUCUGAUGCCCCCAUCAGCAUCAUAUCAGCAUGUACAUGUCACAGAUGAGAAGAUGGUGCAUCCCAUGAAACCUUCAGCCAGGACUCAUGCUUAAGCUCUUAAACUCUCUCUCUCAUUCUCUCUCUCUCUCUCUCUCUCUCUCUCUCUCUCUCUCUCUCUCUCUCUCUCUCUCUCUCUCUCUCUCUCUCUCUCUUUCUCUCUCUCUCCCCUCUUCUUUCUCCUGCUUCCCCAACUCCAGCAUCUUUCAUAGUAUUAUCUAAAAGGGAAGCUCAUGUGUAAAAUGCCAUGCCUUGCUGCUUUAGAAAGCAAAAUUCUAUAUCCUGUUAGGGAUGAAAGCAUCACUCGCUUCUAAGAAAACUGGACUGGACAGAUGAAUCUGGGCGUGCACCAGUGCAGCAUUGCUUCUCAGAAGACAAAGCAGUGGUACCAACUGUUAAAAUGUAGAAGAGUGUAUGAAUGAGGUGAAGGGCCAGCUGGGCUAGAAAGCUUUCGCCUUACUAGAGAUCUCACAAGAACCAUUCCUUGAGAGUAUGCUAGCAGCUGCUGUCUCUUAUUGCUGGCAAAAGCAGAAAAAGGAAAAAAACAAAAACAAAACAAGUGUAGUAUUGCCAUUGACAAAACAGGAUGCCCAAAAUAAAGUCAUUCCUUCCCCUGUCCCACUUCUUUUGAUUAAAACCAUAAUAGGAGAUCUAGUACUAUUUUUGAGGUUAAUGCCCCAUCUUUUAAAACACCCCUGUCUCUAAAAUUAAAAGCUAGCAGGCAAGCAAACACCUAAAAGGUCAAAAUCUACCAAAGAACAGCAAAACAAGAAAAACCUAAAGAUUUUUAUUUCCUAUUCUUAUCCCUCCCUAUAACUGUGACGCCCUUUGCAUUGCUCAGUUGCCUGUGUGUCAAAAUAACUUGUGGAUGUUGGAAACUAUUUGAAAAUGUAUUGUGUGGAAUGUAAUAAAAUGAUGAUAUUUUUAUACAAA